Messenger RNA from Effrenium voratum, 4039 nucleotides. Lineage: Eukaryota; Dinophyceae; Suessiales; Symbiodiniaceae. The record is from the annotation of a GenBank genome assembly.
GGAGCAUGAAGUUGUACAGCCAGCAAUCGGGAUGACUGGCUCUUGGAGUCCACGGGUCAUCUCCGGACUGAAGGAGGUGGCACGUCUUUAUCGAUGUGUCCUGCUGGAUGCGUCGGUGUUGAGCCGUGACGGAAGCCUUUGGGGCCCCAGUUCAGCGGGCGCAAUCCGCUGCGCGCGGGAGCUGAUGGGCCGCGAGAAGCUGGUCGGAGUGGUCAGCGGCAGCGCAGUUCAAGCGAAGGCACUGUCAGCUGCAGUCCAAGAAGGUGGUUUGCCGGUUGGCGUGGGCACCUGGUCCUCGGGCGAGCUCAUAAGCCGGACGCUGCAAGGCAAAGCCACCUGUGAGGCGCUCUCCGAACUGCCUGAGCGACCUCGGGUCAUCGAGCUGGGCGCCUUUGUGAAGCCCCGGAAGUGGGCGGAGCUGCGGUCGCCGGCCCUGGAAGGUCUGGUAAGAGCAGGACAUGUUCGGAGAGUGGAGUCUGUGGAGAAUGCUGACUUCUGCUACUGGGAUGUGCAGGAGGGCGACAAGCUCGAUCCCUGGCUGGAGGCAGCUGUGGAGCUUUGUGCUGACCUGAAGAUACCCCUGGUGCAGCCCCAGUGGAGCCAAAGAGCUCUGGAGAAGAUGGCGCCUUUGCUGGAUCGUUCUGGCACGUUGGAAGGGGUCACUGAGAAGAUGAGAAGGCUGGGCGGCCGGGUGCUGUCCGUGGGCAAGCUGGACGACUGCUUGCAGGGCUUGGCCUGGGACUUGUCCCCACGGGAUGUGCUGCUGGUGACCUCUCGUUUGGGGGACCUGGUCGAGGCCGCCCAGCUGGGGGCAGACGCUCUGCUACUCUUUGGCCCGAGCGUGCAGGGGCAGCUGGGCGCUUGGCGGGAGGCACAGAGGCAGAGCCAGACCGAGAGGCGCAAGACCCUGUCGGUGUCUCAGCGGGUUGCUGAAGACUCCCCUGGCAUGAUGGCUGCCGCCACCAACCCCUUCCUCUCGGUCUUCCAACUGCCUAGCCUGCUGGCAGAGGCGACGUCGCGGAACCUCAAGCACAGGGAGGCCCAGCGUGCCGGAAGUGGCACCGCAAGCGGCGAGGCCAAGGCAGAGCUCAAGGACGCUCGCCGGCAGCAGGCCACCCCAGAAGAUGCGCCAGACAUGGAGAUGCUGGGGAAGUGGUGCGAGGUGGAAAAGAUACAGCCGCCCGUGGCCAUGAUGCCCUCGCUCUUGUGGGAUGACCAGCCGCCGAGCGCAAGCCAGGAGCGGCGCAGCGUUGGCAGCCUGCCGAAGGAGCCUGCGACGGCGACGGCCGGGCCAGAGUCCUUGGAGAGCUUGCUGGCACAGAUGAUCCGACAAGUAUAUGCCAAGGCAAAGGCGGCUAAGCCACCGUUCCUGGAGCCCAAGGUUCGUUUGUACUCGCCUCCCACUAUGGUGACGGCGGCCAAGGCGGAAGCGGACAGGGGUCCGCGGUACGUCAGCGGCGGCUCGUCAUCCAGCAUGUACCGGCUCCCGGAGGUGGCUCAGCUGCAUGGAGAUUCCAAGGAACCGUCGCAGGAGGACAGCGAGGUGCUGGAGACGUACUUGCGGUUUCGGGGCCGGCGCUACGACCGGCAGCGGCAAGAGGAGCUGUCCCAGCCGCGGCGGCUGAAGGCGCCACCUCCUACAGGCCGUCAGCGGAAACCUUUGGAAAGGGAGCAGGUGGAUCACUUGCUGGAGCGACUUGCGCAGCCCAAGAGGGGCGGCAAAGCAACGGACUCUGGCGAGUUGCUCGCUCUUCACUCCUCGCGGCAAGAGAUGGUGAAGCAGCGAGCUGUGCAGGCCAAAGAUGUCGAGGCGACCUUCGCGCGCCUAGCGGCGCCGAAGACAGCGCGGGGGUACGACCCUACACCCGGCGAGAAAGUCUGCCUGAUGUACCAGCAACAAACUCCCAGGGGCGUCAACUUUGAACGUCUCGCAGAUAUGGCGAAGCCCAAGAAGCGCGGAGGCGAGUUGUGGCCGGUCGGCCAGAAGGGCCGGCACGGCCUGCUCCCUGCCCUUGCGUCGCCCCGAACUCCGCCUGAAGAUGGUGACAACUUUGCACCUGCUUCGAGCGCUCCGGGUGAAGCAGUACCAGUUGAGCAAGCGGCGCCAGCUCCGCAGCAAGCAGUGAACCAGCAUGCAGUACCACUUGAGCGGACAGAGCCAGCCGAUCAACCAUCACCAGCAGCGCCAGUGGGAGCAACACUAGUUGAGCAAGCGGCGCCAGCUCCGCACAAAGCAGUGGACCAGCAUGCAGUACCACUUGAGAAGACAGCGCCAGCCGAGCAAACAGCGCCAGCAGUGCCAGUGGCAGCACCACCGGGUGGACAAGCAGUGCCGGUUGAGCAAGCGGCGCCAGCUCCGCAACAAGCAGGGAACCAGCAUGCAGUACCACUUGAGCCGACAGCGCCAGCCGAGCAACCAGCGCCAGCAGUGCCAGUGGCAGCACCACCGGGUGGACAAGCAGUGCCAGUUGAGCAGGCGGCAGCUCCGCAGCAAGCAGGGAACCAGCAUGCAGUACCACUUGAGCAAACAGCACCAGCCGAGCAACCAGCGCCAGCAGUGCCGGUGGCAGCACCACCGGGUGGACAAGUAGUGCCAGUUGAGCAAGCGGCGCCAGCUCCGCAACAAGCAGGGAACCAGCAUGCAGUACCACUUGAGCAGACAGCGCCAGCCGAGCAACCAGGGCCAGCAGUGGCAGCACCACCGGGUGGACAAGCAGUGCCGGUUGAACAAGCGGCGCCAGCUCCGCAACAAGCAGUGAACCAGAAUGCAGUACCACUUGAGCAGACAGCUCCAGCCGAGCAACCAGCGCCAGCAGUGCCAGUGGCAGCACCACCGGGUGGACAAGCAGUACCAGUUGAGCAAGCUGCGCCAGCUCCGCAGCAGGCAGUGAACCAGCAUGCAGCACCACUUGAGCCGACAGCGCCGGGUGAGCAACCAGCACCAGCAGCGCCAGCACCAGCAGUGGUAGCAGCGCCAGUGGCAGCAGCUCCAGCGCCAGCACCAGCAGUGGUAGCAGCGCCAGUGGCAGCAGCGCCAGCGGCAGCAGCGCCAGCGGCAGCAGGGGCAGCAGCGCCAGUGGCAGCAGCGCCAGCGGCAGCAGCGCCAGCGGCAGCAGCGCCAGGGGCAGCAGCGCCAGGAACAGCCCCAACACCAGCCCCUGUGGUUGAGCAUGCAGUAUCACUUGAGCAGACGCCGGCGGCCGGGCAGCAGGCGUCAGCACUACCAGAGAGGCACGUGGAGCAAGCGCUGCCAACUCAGCAAAAUCCAGCGUUGGGACAUGCAGUGCCUGUAGAACAAACAAGACCCCAGCCGGUCCAGCCGGUCCAGCCGGUCCAGCCGCCAGCGCCCAAACCAGCUUCAUCCAGGGAGGAAGUUGUUGGCGUGCAAGAAGUGCAGUCUGAGCAGCAUGCGCACAGACCAUCACCUUCCAGUGGACUGACCCAGGAUCCUCCAGACAAUCAAUGGAACGAUGCGACCGAUCCAAAGCAGUUUGCGCAAGCUCAAAGCAGUGAACGUGAGGCGAUCAGAGAGAAGGGCACCGCUGAGCCCUUGAGAGUGGGAUUCGAGCCAACUGAAGAUGACCGUGAGGAGGCCCAGUUGAUGGAGCACUUCCAGGAAGACACAUACAAGAAGGCCCUUGCCUUCAAAGCCAUGGAGUCUGAUGGUUACAUCGAUGAGGAUGAAGCUAGCCCCCUGCCAGCCGCCUCUGCGCUUAGCCAGAAUCAGGACCGGAAGAGCUUUAUGCCGCCAGCAGAUCUGCCCGGCAUGGACAGCGAGGACCAGUCGGACGAUGAUGAGGCGAUCGUCCUGCCACAUUUCGGUGCGCGUGGCCAAAACGGCUGAGGCGCGUGGAUUGGCGAUGGCAAGAGCCAAGCUCAAGGCGUAUCGUUUCACCUGUCAGGCGUUGUAAAUAGUUUGGAAUAUGAGCGAACUACUGCUUGAUUUCCUGCGCCAUGCUUCAUUUGCAUGGCUUUCUCAGAUAUUGCCAGACAGCUCAGAAAUUAACAAUUACAAUUGGUACGUAAUAAUUAUUGUCCA